Cladophialophora carrionii CBS 160.54 is the source of this 1395-nucleotide messenger RNA. RefSeq lists its product as uncharacterized. Gene Ontology annotation, molecular function: transcription cis-regulatory region binding; DNA-binding transcription factor activity. Gene Ontology annotation, cellular component: nucleus. The record is from RefSeq and is a predicted model, not a curated record. Gene Ontology annotation, biological process: positive regulation of transcription by RNA polymerase II. Lineage: Eukaryota; Fungi; Ascomycota; Eurotiomycetes; Chaetothyriales; Herpotrichiellaceae. The coding region runs from base 1 to 1395 and encodes 464 amino acids. The transcript has a single exon.
AUGGCAGUGCUGCUGGCGUACUACUUUCACAACGUGUGUGCCAUCAAUUCUUGCUUUGAUUCUUUCGUCAAUCCGCUUCGCACCGAGGUUGCCGCUCUCAUCACCACGUCGCGCCUGAUCGAAUUCUGCAUUUUGAGCAUGUCGGCCGCCCACCUGAGCAACUCUCAUCCACACUGGUCACUGGAGGGUCUGGGAUAUCUCACCGCGACGGUGAGCGAGCUGUCAAGGGCGAUGAAUGGCGUCAUAACCGUGCGUCCGUUGUCAACCGCCGCGGAUCAGGACCUAGGCACGGUCCUCCUGGGAGUCAUCAUGCUGGGCAUGACCACCUCGUGGCACGCUUCAUCCGGCCUGGGACUCGAACACAUUUCCGGAUCUCGCGCGCUGUUUCGGACCUGGAUCGCGCAAGAGUGCACGUCUGGACAAGCCUUCGAUGGUGCUUGGCCGCGUUUGCAUUUCUACCUGGGGCUUCAGGCUUACUGGGAGGCGAUGGCUUCUUUCUUGAUCGACCAGGACAUCCACCAGCUGGACUACCUGCAUAUUUCCUUCGCGAUCGACCGGAUGAAAGCUGGGACUGUCCAUCCCUGGACGGGGAUCAGUGCGGUUCCAUGGUUGUACUUGGCCAAAGCCGGGUGUGUCAUUCGGUCCCACAGAAACCGGGACCGGGGCGAGACGUUGUGGGAUGGUAUCUCCAGCACCAAGGCCGUCACGUCCCAUCAGCCCCUGUCAGAAGACUGUCAUGUCGCGCAUGUGCUGGCGAAAGAGCUUUUGCACUACCGGCCCCCGAGCGAUGCACAGAUUGAGGAUACAUUCGACGAGCACACGUCGAAAUCACAACUACAAGAUCUCGCACGUUGUUGCCAGCUGGCAGCAUUGGUGGAGUUGAUUCGCUCUUGCGACUCCAUCGAUGAACAGCAAGCAAUGGCGACAUUGAUCGCCGAUAACUGUAUGGGGACUUCGUCGGCAAGCGCGGUACACGUGGACGUACGAUCGGAAGCAACAUGCACAGAUCUCCUGCGGGACUUGUCGGUGCAAAUCCUACGGCUUUUAUCGGGUAUUCCCACCGACUCGGGUACACGGUGUCUGUAUCAUCUCCCUUUGUUGAUCGCUGGAAGUGUGCUUUUGCCAUCGAUCAUGAGCCUCUCGCACACACAGUGCGGCGAUGUCACAAGCGACAAGAGCAGUGCCUGUCUUUACUGGCGUCGAUUCGUGACGGAGAGAGUCAUGCACCUCGAGCAAUCUGUCAACCUUGAAGCCCAUCGGAGGAUCAGACUUCUUCUGACCGAAGUUUGGGCGCGAGGUGACGCUUUGCCCGUGCGACAAUAUCAGGCGCUGACCCCGAGAAGUCUGCAUUGGGUGGAUGUGAUGGAGGAUGCAAACCUACGGUUUUUUAUAUGA